Molecule: messenger RNA, 1892 nt
Organism: Loxodonta africana (African savanna elephant)
Lineage: Eukaryota; Metazoa; Chordata; Mammalia; Proboscidea; Elephantidae
Product: thymosin beta-4-like
Exons: 1
Coding region: 850-1062 (70 amino acids)
Biological process (GO): actin filament organization; regulation of cell migration
Cellular component (GO): cytoplasm
Molecular function (GO): actin monomer binding
Source: RefSeq, a predicted model, not a curated record
GAAUAAGGAAAAUAAGAGCUGACUAAGGAGUUACAAACAUCAGUUAAAAUUCAGUGUUAAACUGAAUUAAAUCUUUCCUUAAAUCUCAUUUAUAUGACAGUAAAGAAGCACAAAAAAGAAAAUCCAUUACAGCACUGAGAACAAGAGAAUAGAGAUCUGACUAAUUUCUGUGAGACACAGAGCUGAUGCAACAGUAUUUAAGACAAGACAGAAGCAGAUCACCACACUCAAAGAAUACAGAUGUAGUGGAGGCAGAAUCCAUUCUUCCCAUGGAAUCCCAAAGCGACUACAAAAGGCAAAGGAAAUCCCACUACUUAUCACACUUUCAUACAUACAGAUAAUAAAGAAUCACCAAAAACUUUGGAAGUACAAAAUAAAACCAAAAACCCAUUGCUACCGAAUAGAUUCUGACUCACAGCAACCCGACAGGACAGAGUAAAACUGCCCCACAGAGUUAAAAAACAAAAUAGAAGAUAAAAAAUAAACAAAAAUGACCCAGGAGGAAUAUGAGAUAAAUGCAGAGAACAGAGAAUGUUUCUUAAAAUUCUAGUUUUCUCAGAGAAAUUCAAGAUAACCACAACUAUAAAACAAUAACAGGCUGUGAUGAAAAAGAAGCAAUCACAGAAUAUACCAAAUACCAAACCCACUGUCAUCGAGUCAGUUCCAACUGACAGCAACCCUACAGGACAGGGUGAACUGCCCUGCCCCACGGGGCUUCCAAGGACUGGCUGGUGGAUUCGAACUGCAGAACAUUUGGUAAUAACUGGAAAUUAAAAUUGCCAUCUCAGCGGCCGCUGCGCAUAUGGACUGACUCCCUUUGCUCGAGCCUUGCUGGCUUCCUCCACAACCAUGUCUGACAAACCUGGUGUGGCUGAAAUUGAGAAAUUUGGUAAGUCGAAACUGAAGAACACAGAAACGCAAGAGAAAAAUCCACUGCCUUCAAAAGAAACGAAGAGGAGAGCAAAGCAGGCAAAUCUCAAUGAGGCCACACCACCGAUAUGCACUGUACAUUCCACAGCAUUGCCUUCUUAUUUUCCUUCUUUUAGCUGUUUAACUUUGUAAGAUGCAAAGAAAAAAGCUGGGUCAAGUUUAAAUGACUGUGUUACCCCUUUUCACAUCAAAGAAGCAAGAAUUACUGACAACGAAGGCUGCACCUGCCCCUCCCAUUAGCCUGUCUGGCUGGCCGGGAAGGAAAAGAACUUGGUUGUUGGCGAAGGGAGGAGCUGGGUGGGAUAACAGUGAAUAAUAUAGAGAGAGUAAAAGCAAAGCUAGUCCAAGGCGUCCUGCGGGUAUACACUACAGUUUAAUUAGAGUGUCAUUUUUUUGUUGUUCAAAUGAUUUUAAUAAUUUUAAUAACUGGAAUGCAAAUUUUAAUAUGUAAAUAAAGUUUUAAAACCUGAAAAAAAAUUUUUUUAAUUGCCAAAAUUAGAACAAUUCAAGAGACAGGCUUAGAACAGGAAAAAGAAAGAAAUGGGGAAAAAAAUGUCAACAAAUAGAAAAAUCAGUCUAGGAUUUUUUACUAUUUCAUUAACAGGGAUUCCAGAAAAUCCCAAAGGAGAAGACAUAAUCAAAGAUACAUUAGACAAACAAAGACACUGGUGUUCAGUCUGAGUGGAGGCCAAUGGUACCAAAAAGAACGAGGAAAAAUAAUUUGAAAUUUGGGAUCCAAACUAGCAAACAAAUAUGAAGGUAGGUAAAAUAUAGACACUUUCUAACAUGUUUAAAAAGGUAUUUUAAAAAUACUUUUUAAAGUAUUCAGAAGUUUACCUCAGAGAGUAAGUGGGAGUAUGGAGUAAGGUGUAUAUAAGCUUGUAUGUGACAGACUGACUUGAUUUGUAAACUUCCACUUAAAGCACAAUAAAAAUUAUUUAAAAAAAAAAAAGUUUACCUCA